Messenger RNA from Trichophyton rubrum CBS 118892, 1686 nucleotides. RefSeq lists its product as uncharacterized. Bases 357 to 1655 code for a protein of 432 amino acids. Gene Ontology annotation, molecular function: DNA-binding transcription factor activity; sequence-specific DNA binding; zinc ion binding. The record is from RefSeq and is a predicted model, not a curated record. Lineage: Eukaryota; Fungi; Ascomycota; Eurotiomycetes; Onygenales; Arthrodermataceae. The transcript has a single exon. Gene Ontology annotation, biological process: DNA repair; regulation of DNA-templated transcription.
AGGAUAGGAGACACGGUAUACGAGACGAUAUUCGCAGAGACGCCUGAAGAUUAUACGAAGAGCCACAGAGAAGACACGUGAAGAGACGCAAGAUAUAUACUCCGUACAGAGACAGACAGACAGAGGAGACCGAGACCGCUGAGACACACAGCAAGUGAUGGAUAUAGACGCAGGACGGGCCUUAUAGAACAUCGACCCCUUCCCAUAUCUCGAUCCUCGCUCCUUGCUCCUCCCACCGUAGAGCUUAGUCCCUAUCCGCCUGGCCUCCCUGCCUCUCCUUGGUCUUCCCACCGCUCGAACAACACCCAAUCCAUCCCGACGGUUCUCGGUCCUUCCCUGGUAGUCCUACCAUCAUCAUGACGGCGGAAACAGACAACAAGUCGGCCUACGCCUCGACCUCUGCCAGAUGGCGCGCAAUCGUCAACCGGGACGCCGCUGCCACCGGGUUUGUGUACGGGGUGCGGACGACCAAGAUCUAUUGUCGCCCCCGCUGCCCUGCCCGUCUCGCCCGCCGUGCCAACGUCGAGUUUUACGACACGCCUCUCCUGGCCGAGAAGGCGGGAUACCGCCCUUGUAAGCGGUGUAAGCCCGAAGACGUGCGCGCGCCUACCGAUCCGCACAUCAGGCUGGCCCAGCGGGCGUGCGAGACCAUGACGCUGGCUGCUCUGGCCGGCGGAGACAAGCAGCGGCCAACCCUGUCAGAUUUGUCUGGCGAGGCCGGUCUGACCCCCAGCCACUUCCACCGCGUCUUCAAGAAGGUCGUCGGGGUGACGCCAGGCAAGUUUGCACGGGAGCUGAUGGAGCGGAAGUCGUUGGGUAAAGUUAUGGUGCCCAGCGGUAUCAAUGCGAGGAUAUGUUGGCCGCCACCUCAUCUGGCUCCCCUGGUUGGCAUGAGCAGCCCCGUGCAGGACAGUAAUAAUAAUAAUGCAUCCUCGUUGGAGCCACAGGUCCAGACUCCCCCUCUUGGCGACUGUGACAUCGAUCAGAUAAUAGGGCAAGGAUAUAGUGAUCCGCAGGCCGUGGGUCCGAUCAACUGGAACGAAUUCGAUCUCAUGUUAGCUGCAGCAUCGGAUCCAAGACAACAACAACAGCAACAACAGCAGCAGCAACAACAACAACAACAACAACACCAUCAUCACCACCACCAGCAACAUAUAAACUUCUCUCGUCCACCAACUUCCACACCUGCCUCCACUGCUGCCGCUGCUUCUGUCACCACCUCGUCGUCGCCUGCCGUCGGAGGAGGUAGUGGUAUCUGUAUGCCGCAGACAACGGCGUCACACUCGUUUGACCCAAACUCACUCAACAACAUCCAGUCCAUGCUGACUCUCGACCCCAACUCAACGUCGAACAUCAACUUCGCCCAGUACAUGGCCGAACCCAUCGACUUCUCCCCCAUGAACCCUCCCACCACCACAAAUAGCAGCACCAACACCACUACCGGCCACAGUCCGCCCGACACCUUCGCCCACCCAACUCCCAGCCCUACAUCUGUCCCUUCCCUGUAUUCCCAGCAGUCCAUCUCGCCCACUGACUCACCUCUGAUGUUCGACUCCUACACUAGUCUUACCGGCUCCUGGCCCCCCUUGCUGUUCGAGGACACCGACUGGCUGGACAGUCAGGUCCUGCUCCCCGCCAGACUACAACAAGUCUAGACUUCUUGUGCCAGGUCGUAAGCAGCAUCAA